Capsicum annuum is the source of this 2306-nucleotide messenger RNA. RefSeq names its product pentatricopeptide repeat-containing protein At5g19020, mitochondrial. Bases 120 to 2189 code for a protein of 689 amino acids. NCBI's taxonomy places the organism in Eukaryota, Viridiplantae, Streptophyta, Magnoliopsida, Solanales, Solanaceae. Gene Ontology annotation, molecular function: protein binding; RNA binding. Gene Ontology annotation, biological process: RNA modification. The record is from RefSeq and is a predicted model, not a curated record. The transcript has a single exon.
ACUAAAGACAGUCAACUCAUUUUUCGUUAUUUAUAUUUAAGCUGUCAAAUGUUACAAUAUUUCCCCCACCUAAAUUUUGUUUUGAGUGAAACCAAGAAAGAUUGGCAUGGUAGUAUGUGAUGAUCAUUGGAAUCAGACAACACAAGCCAUCCUUUCACCUCCUUGCUCCAUUCUUCUUACUCUCUUGUCCCUCUCUCAAAUGGGUUUCUUCUUCAUUGGACAAGGAGAAAAACACCGAGAAACGAAAACCCAAUUACGAAUUCUCUCUUGUUUCAGCCUUCAAGUCUUGUUCAGCGAAUUCAUCUGUCACUCGGGGCCAACAACUUCACUCCCUUGUCUUGAAAUCCGGCCUCGAAUCCAAUAUUUUUAUUCUGAAUAGCAUGAUCACUUUUUACGUAAAAUGUGGAUUAGUAAGUCAUGCUAAGACAAUCUUUGACUCUUGUACUAGGUUAGAUGCAGUGUCUUGUAACAUAAUGUUGUGUGGGUAUGUAAAAUUUGGGUUUCUGAAUGAAGCCUAUGAGAUGUUUGAUAAAAUGACUGAGAGAAACUGUGUGACUUAUACGACUAUGAUUAUGGGUUUGGUACAGAAGGGGUUUUGGAGUGAGGCAAUUUGGGUUUUUAGAGAUAUGAGGUACUUUGGUGUUGGUCCAAAUGAGGUGACUUUGGUGAAUGUUAUAUCAGCUUAUUUGCAUUGUGGGGGGAUUAAGGUGGAUAAAAUGCUUCAUGGGUUGGUAUUGAAAGUCGGGGUGAAGGAUUUCGUUCACGUGUCCACCAAUUUGCUUCAUUUGUAUUGUCUCAAUGGGUGUUUGAAGGAUGCAAGUAUGUUAUUUAAUGAGAUGCGUGAAAAAAAUGUGGUUUCUUGGAAUGUGAUGCUGAAUGGGUAUACUAAGGCUGGGCUAGUCGAUUUUGGUAAAGAGGUUUUUGAACAUAUUGUUGAUAAGGAUGUGGUUUCUUGGGGUACAAUUAUUGAUGGUUAUUUGCAAGCAGCAAGGUUGAAUGAUGCUGUUAAAAUGUAUCGUGAAAUGAUGUGUACUGGAUUGCAUCCUAAUGACGUUAUGAUUGUAGACUUUUUAUCAACGUGUGGACAACUGAUGUCAAAUUUUGAGGGUAGGCAGUUUCAUUGUGUAACAGUAAAGAUGGGUUUUGAUCUCUUGGACUUUAUUCAGGCGACAAUAAUCCACUUCUAUGCAGCUUGCGGGGAGGUGGAUCUUGCCCAUUUGCAGUUUGAAAUAGGAAACAAGGACCAUGUUGCAUGUUGGAAUGCCCUAAUUGCAGGACUUGUUAGAAAUAGAAAAAUUGAUGAGGCUAGACGCUUAUUCGAUCAAAUGCCUGCAAGAGAUGUUUUCACUUGGAGCUCCAUGAUUUCUGGUUACUCGCAAAGUGAGCAGCCUGAUUUGGCUCUUGAGCUUUUUCAUGUGAUGUUAGCUGGUGGUGUAAAACCAAAUGAAAUUACUAUGGUCAGUGUCGUCUCUUCUAUUGCUUCUUUAGGGACCUUAAAAGAAGGUAGAUGGGCUCAUCAUUAUAUUUGCAAAAAUCCCAUCCCUUUGAAUGACAACUUGAGUGCAGCACUGAUUGACAUGUAUGCCAAAUGUGCCAGCAUCAAUGAUGCCUUAGAGGUGUUCAAUCAAAUCCGAGAGAAAGCUGUUGAUGUCUCACCAUGGAAUGCCAUUAUUUGUGGCCUAGCAAUGCACGGGCAUGCACAUUUAUCUCUUCGUAUCUUCUCAGAUUUGCUGAAGCAAAACAUCAAACCCAAUUCGAUCACUUUUAUAGGAGUCUUAAGUGCAUGUUGCCACGCUGGGUUGGUGGAGGCUGGUGAACAGCAUUUCCAGAGCAUGACUAAACUGUAUAAUGUAAAACCAAAUAUUAAGCACUAUGGUUGUAUGGUGGAUCUUUUUGGUAGAGCAGGACGAUUGAAAGAAGCUGAAGAGCUCAUAAGGACCAUGCCUAUGGAGGCAGAUAUCAUCAUAUGGGGCACAUUGUUGGCUGCUUCUAAAACUCAUGGUAACACAGAAAUAGGAGAAAGGGCAGCAGAGAACUUGGCAAGAGUGGAGCCAUCUCAUGGUCCUAGUAGGGUCCUUCUCUCUAACAUUCAUGCAGAUGCCGGAAAAUGGGAUGAUGCAUUUCUCACUAGGCAAGCUAUGCGAAGUCAAGGAUUGACAAGGUCAACUGCAUAUAGUGGUGUUGUAUGAUAAAUUGAUUCUGUUAGCUGCGGCUGCAGCAAAAACUCUUUGCACUGACUGUCAGGGUGAAGAAUUCACCUUUUGAGUGUCUCAAAUAUUUCAAGCAAACUGCUGAUUUUUCUUCUA